Molecule: messenger RNA, 1215 nt
Organism: Trichoplusia ni (cabbage looper)
Lineage: Eukaryota; Metazoa; Arthropoda; Insecta; Lepidoptera; Noctuidae
Product: odorant receptor 4-like
Exons: 9
Coding region: 1-1215 (404 amino acids)
Biological process (GO): detection of chemical stimulus involved in sensory perception of smell; sensory perception of smell
Cellular component (GO): plasma membrane
Molecular function (GO): olfactory receptor activity; odorant binding
Source: RefSeq, a predicted model, not a curated record
AUGGAAGAGCCAAAAGACUUACCUGAAGAAUACAUUGGUCCAAUUGUAGCUUGUAUAAAUAUAUUGGCUAACAGCAAUCUCAUGAUUUACAAGAAGCCAAGAGGGUUCUUCAAGAAAUAUUGUUUUCCUGUGUUAGUGUUGUGUUGCAUAAUAGGGUUUCACACAUCCCUUACUAUGUAUAUGGUUAAAGUAUUUAAAGGAGAGCUCCAGUUGGACGAAUUGGCUUAUGUUGUUAGUGUUUACGUUAUUUGUACUCAAGGCAUACUCAAGGCAUUGAUAGUGGGUCUUAACGCCGAGAAAGUAAGGUCGGUAAUCGCGCAACUUGGGAGUACAUGGACGAUGGAGGGUUUCACUGAACUACAGAUUAACAAGAAGAAUGCGCUACUAAAGAGACUAAAGUUUUGUUAUGCAGUUUUCUACUGGAUGAAUAUAAUUGGAUCGUGGCAAUACAUACUGGCCCCAUUAUUGGAAACAGUUUUCCGCAGAUAUAUUUUACAGCAGGAAUGUGGGCUGUUACUCCCGUUUUCUUGUAGUUUUCCUUUCGAUCCAACUGGGAACUGGCUAAAAUAUAUCUGUGUAUAUAUUUUUGAGACUUACAGCAUUUUCCGCAUAAUUUACUGCUAUCUUGGCACGGAGAUUCUUAUGAUAACAUUGUGCUCUCACUUGGCGACGGAAUUUACUUUGCUUCGAGAAGACUUAUUGAAUAUCAAACCUGUGAUUAAAAACGACAGAGAAUCUUGGGAAAAUCUCCAAACGUUCAAAAAUGUUAUCGCAAAGCAUCAGAAAUUGAUCAGUCUGGCUGAGCAAUUAGACGACAUCUUUAACAAGGUCAUAUUAGUCAAUUUAACGUCUGCGAGCAUUUCUAUCUGCUUCUUUGGAUUUGGAGCUAAGGUUGCUCGCGGAGCUCUCGAUAUGGCCAACAAUUUCGUCGCAGUUGUUAGUUUGAUUUAUCCCCUAUUCAAUUUGUGUUACUACUGUGAACUGCUAAGGGAAUCUAGUGCGGGUAUGGCUGACUCAGCUUACAACAACCACUGGUAUCAAGGAAACCUUAGCUAUCAGAAGCUGAUGUGGUUUAUAAUGCGAAGAUCCCAGAAACCUUGCUGUUUGACGUCAAUGAAAUACAACCCAAUUGACUUGAAAACAUUUACGACUGUACUGAGCACAACUUGGUCCUACUUUUCUCUCGCUUCGACUAUCUACGAAGGUGAAAGUUGA